CGCACCGAUUCCCAUGCGACCGGCGCUGCCCGACCCACCAUUGAUCCCCCGGUGAAUUCCCGGCGUGCGCCCAGAGUCGAAGGCGGCGGUUUUGCGGUCCCAUCUGCUUCCUUAUGAGCUGUUUUGACAAGCUUCGGUGUUCCUCCAACCUCAGCCGCUUCGUCGCGGGCCUCCUCCUCCUCAUCCUGUACCAUUCCUUCCAGUUGGUCUCCAAUUUCCCGAUUCCUAUACACCCUUAAUCGGAGAAGCCCCCCCCCCCCCCGUUUGCAUUCCUCCUCCUGUGUUCUCUUCCCAUCGCCUCCCCCGUCGUCCCCAGCGGCGUUGAAUUUCGAGACGAGGAUUUUUCUUCCCCUUCUUGUUUCGUCGUUGUUGCCGGCGCUUCCGAUUCGGACAGGGGCUUUCUUCCCUUAUGGAUCCCGAGGAAUCGUUAUCAUCGAUCCCUUUGCUCGACGGCACCAUAUUUUCUCAUUUCAAGAGAGAACAAACUUCGCGCCCUUCAGUCAUCGUGAUUGGUGGUGGAAUAUCUGGGUUAGCAGCAGCCCGUGUUCUUCAUGAUGCAUCUGUUAAGGUGAUCUUGCUGGAAUCUCGGGAUAGAAUUGGUGGUCGCAUUCAUACUGACUACUCAUUUGGGUUCCCUGUGGAUAUGGGGGCCUCAUGGCUACAUGGUGUUUGCAAUGAGAAUCCAUUGGCGCCUCUGAUACGACGUUUAGGGCUCACUUUGUACCGUACCAGUGGGGACAACUCUGUCCUCUAUGACCAUGAUUUGAAAAGCUGUAUACUUUUCGAUACAAAUGGCCAGCAAGUUCCCCAGAACAUGGUCAGUGAAGUAGGUGAAACAUUAGAGAUAAUUCUCAAAGAGACAGAUAAAGUAAGGAACGAACAUGCUGAUGAUAUGUCUGUUCGUCAAGCUAUUUCAAUUGUGUUAGACAGACAUCCAGAGCUGAGACAAGAAGGGCUUGCAAAUGAAGUAUUACAAUGGUUUAUUUGUCGAAUGGAAGCUUGGUUUGCAGCAGAUGUGGAUAAAAUAUCAUUAAAAAGUUGGGAUCAGGAACAGGUACUUUCUGGCGGCCAUGGACUUAUGGUGCAAGGCUAUGAUCCUGUAGUAAAGGCUCUUGCCAAGGACAUUGAUAUACGCUUGAACCAGAGGGUUUCAAAGAUAUAUUAUGGACGCAAUAAGGUCAAGGUCGUGGUUGAGAGCGGAAAGAAAUUUGUUGCGGAUGCAGCUAUAGUUACAGUUCCUCUGGGUGUUCUCAAAGCAAAUUUAAUUGAGUUCGAGCCUAGGUUGCCAGAGUGGAAGAUUUCAGCUAUCGCAGAUCUUGGAGUGGGCAAUGAAAAUAAGAUAGCCUUACAAUUUGAUCACGUUUUUUGGCCAAACAUGGAGUUAUUUGGCGUUGUUGCCUCCUCUUCUCACGCUUGUGGUUAUUUUCUCAAUCUUCACAAGGCAACUGGUCAUCCUGUUCUCGUCUUUAUGGCUGCGGGGGAUUCUGCUUACUAUCUUGAACGUCUUUCUGAUGAGUCUGCUGCCAGUUUUGUCAUGUCGCUGCUCAAGAAAAUGUUCCCUCAUGCAACUAAGCCGGUAAAGUAUCUCGUGUCCCAUUGGGGAAAAGACCCAGACUCUCUCGGCUGCUACUCUUACGAUCUGGUGGGAAUGCCAAUGGACUUAUAUGAAAGGCUGAGAGCACCGAUAGGCAAUCUUUUCUUUGGAGGGGAAGCCGUGAGCAUGGACCACCAGGGAUCGGUGCACGGGGCUUACUCAGCUGGAGUGAUGGCGGCCGAAAAUUGUCAGAGGUUGCUCCUGAACCGAGUUGGGAUAAUGCGGAAUGUGAAGGUGGUUUCUUUUCAGGUGGAGAGCCUUCAAGCUGCAUCUCCUCUGCAGAUCUCAAGAAUGUGAAGCAUUGCUAUGCCACCCCAUCAAAUCUAUUUACAUUAAAUAAAUUAAUCAUCUUGGACAAGGAUAAUUUGAAAAUUCAAGCAAUGAUUUGUGUUAAAUAGUUUGAUUUACUA
Messenger RNA from Syzygium oleosum, 2004 nucleotides. Its product is annotated as probable polyamine oxidase 4. The record is from RefSeq and is a predicted model, not a curated record. Gene Ontology annotation, biological process: polyamine catabolic process. Gene Ontology annotation, cellular component: peroxisome. Gene Ontology annotation, molecular function: polyamine oxidase activity. The transcript has 10 exons. The coding region runs from base 410 to 1891 and encodes 493 amino acids. NCBI's taxonomy places the organism in Eukaryota, Viridiplantae, Streptophyta, Magnoliopsida, Myrtales, Myrtaceae.